This is a messenger RNA of Neolamprologus brichardi, 1173 nucleotides long. It is a transcript of the gene pou2af2a, whose product is annotated as POU class 2 homeobox associating factor 2a. Lineage: Eukaryota; Metazoa; Chordata; Actinopteri; Cichliformes; Cichlidae. The record is from RefSeq and is a predicted model, not a curated record. Gene Ontology annotation, molecular function: sequence-specific DNA binding; transcription coactivator activity; POU domain binding. Gene Ontology annotation, cellular component: nucleus.
GCACGCCACUCAGUAUGGUGCUGCACUCCUGGAUCUAGCUACUACAGGCAAAUACAGCAGGGGGAGAAAGAAAGGCCUGUGUGUGUGUGCAUCAACAGCAUCAUGGACACAGAAUAUUCUAAGAGAGUGUACCAGGGCGUCCGAGUGAAGCACACGGUCAAAGACCUGCUGGCAGAGAAGAGGUCGCGGCAGACGAGCGGACCCAGAUACAGCGGAGGAUCAACCACUCCACCGUCAUUCGUCCAGAUGCCAGGUGCCCACAUGCUGCCCAGCUACUACGGCAUAAGAGGACGUUCCUUCAUCUCUGACUCAGAUUUCUGCCCAUCCACCAAGCAGUUCUCCCCCGAUGUCUAUUCCUCCACCCUCGGGGGUAAGCCUCUAGGCUGUGAGCCCUCCACCAUGAGCAGCUACUCCUCGCUCAUAGACAGCUACUACCCAGAAACCUUUGGUGACUACCGCAGCGCCGCCACCUUCUCCAGCUCCGGCGGGUCCUUCCUGCCCUCGUCAGCGCUGUCCUCCCUGCUGCCGCCCUUCGGAGGAGAGUCCUCGCAUCUGUUUCUGAGAGACUCGUGGGAGCAGUCUGAGCCUCAGGUGGAGGCUCUGUGUCAGGACAACCUGGCCUCCGUCAGCGUCCCACCCUCCAUGCCCAGCCCCGAACCUCCAGGGAGCCCCUCCCAGUACCGCUCCCCGAGCCGAAGCUCCUCGCUGGGCCCCGUCUCCAGCAGCCAGCCCUACACUCUGCACUCUCUGGAGGAUGUCCACUAUCACCCUUUAACCUCCACCAGCACUUACCCCACCACACCCUCCUCCUCCUCCUUCCCCUGCCCCCCCUACAUGAGCAGCCCCGUCACAGAUCUGGUGACCAAGAUGGUGACGGAGGAGGCGGCCGACGGCCACGGCAGCCUAACCCCCGGCGCCGAAGCUCAUUCCUCCUGGGCUAAGGAAGAGGGGGUGAGCGCCUGGUCGCCCUAUGAGAUUCGGAGGGCCUACUGACUGAAUUCAGAAGAUUCAGACGAUUUUACAGACACUGAUGAACUCAACGCUCUGCUGUAAAUUCUUGGGGAGGUUUUUCCAAGAAAAUUUCAAUGUCAAUUUGCUAAAAAUAUUCCAAUUUUAAAGUGUCCCUGUUGUGCUUGUUCACUGUAGCCUUGCACUUUGUGCUCAGCUCUUCAU